Molecule: messenger RNA, 543 nt
Organism: Rotaria sp. Silwood2
Lineage: Eukaryota; Metazoa; Rotifera; Eurotatoria; Philodinida; Philodinidae
Source: the annotation of a GenBank genome assembly
AUGGAAAAUCCAGAAGAUUUAGAACAUAUAUUAUCAUGUCAUUGGCCACAUUUAUUUGCCUCAAUAGAUCCAACAACACCAAUAACAUUAUCGAAAUUAUCAACACGUAAUUGGUUAAUAUCUUCAACAUCUGGUUUAUCAUAUGUAUUAAAAAGUGCCUCAUCAUUAUCAAUAAAUUCUCUUGAUUUUGAAUUACAAUAUUUAAUUGAUUUAAAUAGAUUUUUAUCAAAUGAAUAUCGUGUACCUCAACCAAUAUCAACAGUAACAGGACAAUAUCAUGCUAAUGGAAGAUAUUGGUUAUAUGAAUAUAUUGAUGGAAAAGUUUAUGCUGAUAAUGAUACAUCACAUUUAUUUGAUGAAAAAGAACUUAUUUCAUUAGCUAAAUGUAUUUCAAAAUAUCAUCAAUUUUUAAUGACACAUUCACCAUCAUUAGCAACUAAUAAAAGAAGUACAACUAGAGAACAUCUUAUUGAUGAACUUAAACAAGCUGCAGUAAUUAUUAAGAUUUUUAGAUUUUUUAAAAAACAAAAAAAAAAAAAUUAA